Xylaria bambusicola is the source of this 859-nucleotide messenger RNA. RefSeq lists its product as uncharacterized. The transcript has 3 exons. NCBI's taxonomy places the organism in Eukaryota, Fungi, Ascomycota, Sordariomycetes, Xylariales, Xylariaceae. The record is from RefSeq and is a predicted model, not a curated record. The coding region runs from base 104 to 562 and encodes 152 amino acids.
UUGCAAACUUGGAAAUAACAGUUGCCCAGCUAUCAGUCUGUAAAUCAAAACACUAUCACCCUCAUCACAACCGUCAAUUCUCUGUCAUAACUCUGUCAGCAACAUGAGAGUCAACGCUGUCCUUAGCACUCUGUUCGCGGUCGCGGCCUCUGGCGCGGCAGUCAAGCCUCGAGAUGCCGCCUCGUACGAUGUCUUCGGCUUUUCGGCUGACUGUACACCGCACAGCGUUACGUGUGGCUACGGCUUCCGGGUGGUCCCAUCCUUUGAAACGCCUAGCGACAACGGGUACAUUUGCGGGAACAUAGUUCUAGGCCCGGACAACCUUCCGCCUCUCCCCUUGACGGCCUGUUUCACGAACCCAGACUUUGCUUAUUCUAUCGACAUUGCCAAUGGUGGCCUCACUCUCACUAUCACCUCGGCGCUUAAUGCAAACACUAACCUAACUGGAACCCAUACUGCUACAUCAGAUCAGUUUAUCUUUGAAAACGGAGGUACUACCAUUUCGCAGAGAUAUAUUGGGCCCAAGAACUUCACCAUCGUCGCCGAGGAGGUUGCCGUCUAAACAGGUUUUGAACAAUGAGAACGGGCCCAAGCCCCUUCAUGUUUUACUUAGAUAUGUCGGCCUAAAGGUAUAAAAUGGUUCCUAGUUUGGCAUACAAAUGUUGAAAUGUUGGUAUGGUAGCCUCCAAGACUGGAGGUUGGAGCAAGUCCCCCAUACUACGUUUACCCCACACGGCGGGGGCCUUCCCAACAGUGUUCCGAUUUCGUAACAGUCAAUAACAAAAACCUACCACUACACUAGCUAAAUACUGAACUGAGUCAUUGUGUUUGAGACCUGGAUAACGAGGCAGAUUCCUGG